AUGGGCUGCUACCCUUCCCACAUCUCCCACUGCAUCUCAUACACCCAAAGCGCAUCCCUUGGGAAGCACAGAAGCCUGCGCCAACCUCACAACUGCGGUUACGAGCCCGACAGCUCAUCCAAAGAGUCCCUCACAAGCACUGGGUCAUCCCCCGCACACUCACGAGCCGCAAAACGUCAAGCCUACUUCGAAUCUCGUAGCUGCUACUUGCAAGCCGCUGAAGAACUCCCCUCCCACCUCAAUUUCACAACCAGAUCCGAGACCUUCAAAAUCGGGGGUGAUAAAACCCCCGCAUUGCCACUGCCUACUUAUCAAUAUGUCGUCGACACGGAUGAGAAGCGCGCGGCUUUGUUGAGGAGCCGGAAGGUGCUGAGACACGAGAUCGCGGCACUGAGGCUUAGGUUGCGGGAGAGACAUCGGCUGUGUACGGUUGCGGCGACGGUUCCCGGGGAGAUUGAGGAUAUGCAAAGGAGGGGACGAGAGGGGGAUAUGGCGCAUGUGCUUGGUGAGUUUGUGGGGAUUGAGGAGGAGUUGGAGGGGAAGGUGAAGGAGUUGAGGGGGGUGGAGAGGGCUUUGAGGGAGGAUUGA
Glarea lozoyensis ATCC 20868 is the source of this 588-nucleotide messenger RNA. RefSeq lists its product as uncharacterized. Bases 1 to 588 code for a protein of 195 amino acids. Lineage: Eukaryota; Fungi; Ascomycota; Leotiomycetes; Helotiales; Helotiaceae. The transcript has a single exon. The record is from RefSeq and is a predicted model, not a curated record.